This is a messenger RNA of Ustilago hordei, 1284 nucleotides long. RefSeq lists its product as uncharacterized. Gene Ontology annotation, molecular function: FAD binding. The transcript has a single exon. The record is from RefSeq and is a predicted model, not a curated record. Bases 1 to 1284 code for a protein of 427 amino acids. NCBI's taxonomy places the organism in Eukaryota, Fungi, Basidiomycota, Ustilaginomycetes, Ustilaginales, Ustilaginaceae.
AUGCAAGUCCUCAUCAGCGGAGCUGGCAUUGCCGGCCCCACCUUGGCCCAUUUUCUUUCACGUUUCGGCACCCAGGUCACCAUCGUCGAAAAGGCAUCGACCAUGCUCACACAAGGUCAUAACAUCGAUGUACACGGAACAGCGCUCAACAUCAUAAACAAAAUGGGUCUGCUCACUGAGCUCAAGAAACGUAACACGACCGAAAUGGGAACACGUUUCCUCGACGAGAACGGCAAAGUCUUUGCUGAUUUCCCCGUAGAAGGCACUGUGGGUAGUCCGACGUCGCCGUUCGAGAUCCUACGUGGAGAUCUAGCUGAUUUGCUCUACCAGGCUACUCGUCAAGAUGGGAAUAUCGACUAUCUAUUUGGUACGACCAUUACCGAAGUUGUCGAGAAUAGCGAGGAGAAGGUGCGGGUGAAGCUAAGCAACAGUAAAGAGGAAGAGUACGAUCUGCUAGUGGCAGCAGAUGGACAAUGGUCACCGAUCCGAAAGGCUGUGUUCCCUACGGAUGCAGUUCAAGUCAUCAACAAAGGAUGCUACUGCGUGUACGCAACAGUCCCGCGCACAAAUGCAGAUAGUGAUUAUUGGGAUAUCCAUCAAGCUCUCCGCUCUCGCGCUGUUCAUACUCGCCCUGACAACCAUGGAACGCUUCGAUUCUUUAUUACUACCAUGCCCCCCACCCCCGCUCAGAAGCAGGCUUGGGAUAGUGCCGCUCGCAGCCACAAUCGCAAGACCCAAAUGGACCUAGUACGAAGCGAACUUGCCGAUAUCCCCUACGGCCCCGUCCCUCGUUUGCUUGAAGGGAUGGCAGAAGCGAAAGACUUAUACUUCCAAACAGUCUCACAGAUCCGCCUCUCCAAAUGGAGCAAGAACAGAGUCAUCUGCUUGGGAGACACAGCGUACGCCCCGACUCCGUUCACAGGUAUGGGCACCUCACUUGCUAUCAACGGCGCUUAUCUUCUCGCUGGACACCUCUCACAGCUCAAAGAGGGAGAGCAUCCGAGAAGGGCUUUCGAAGAGUACGAAAAGGAGUUCAAACCGUUUGUACAAGAGAUUCAAAACAUUCCUUGGUUCGUACCUGGUAUUGCUCACCCUCAAUAUGCGUGGACAAGGUGGCUGUUCAAGAGGUUUAUUGCAACAAUGGCGUGGUUUGUGAAGAUCCCUUACUUGGCCAAGAAAUACGGACCGAAGGAUAAGAAGUAUCCGGAAGGAUUGGUGGAUGAUUUGGAUGCGCCAUAUCCUCAAUUUAGUGGCUUGGCACAGCAGCAGGUUGUCACAGCAUAA